Salarias fasciatus (jewelled blenny) is the source of this 957-nucleotide messenger RNA. RefSeq names its product leucine-rich repeat extensin-like protein 3. The record is from RefSeq and is a predicted model, not a curated record. Lineage: Eukaryota; Metazoa; Chordata; Actinopteri; Blenniiformes; Blenniidae. Bases 1 to 657 code for a protein of 218 amino acids. The transcript has 2 exons.
AUGCAGCCUCCGCCGUCCUCGCACAGAGAUGAGAUGAAAAAUCAAGAUACCGUGAAAAGCGGCUUGUCGAGCCUCGGUACCUCAUCUACGAUCUCGGAGAUCACGACCUCUGACCCCCCAGCUCUCGGUGAAGAAGGAGCCUCUAAGCCGGCGGCGGCUCGCACUGAAUCGGCCAUGGUGGAGUCUGGCAGAACUCAAAGCCUUCCUGAAACCAACAGCAUCCCACCUCUGGACAUCAAAAAGCCCCUGCCUUUAGAUUCUCCUCCUCCCCCGACGCCUCCUCCUCCUCCUCCUCCUCCUCCUCCUCCAGCAUUAGACGCCCCUGACCUUCCUCUUCCCUCCCCUCCCGUCCUUCCUUCACCUCUGAUGUCCUCCAAACCUUCCUCCACCUCCAGCCCGCCUCCUCCUCCGACGCCGCCCCUCGCCGAAAGCCCCCAGCGGCCCACGACUCUAAAGCUAAAGACGCUGCCGCGGCCCACGGUCAGGGAGAACGGCGGGCCGCUGCCAGGAGGGGAUGAGGACGAGGAGGAGAGGAAAAUGCUGGAGGAGGAUCUGAAAAAAUGCAUCGAGGACUUUAAAAAGAUCCGCUUGCCCAGAGUGUUUCCAGACCGCAAGCGGCACUGGCAGAGUGACUUGCUCAAGAAGUACAACGCCUAGAAAGAUUCUGAGGGUCAAAAAAUGGUGAGACUCGAUGGCGAGUGGCGAGGAAGCCAUUGUGUUCACAUCGCUGGGAUCAGAACGAUGUGAGUGACUGACAGCACGUCCUGGGGCGUUGUAGCUUUUGCAUGUUGACCGAGCUUAACUGCUCAAGUAGUGCAGGGGUUUUCAGAGUGUGUAAACCCCCCCCCCCCCCCCCGUCUCAUAUGGAGAAGUGUUUGUUGGCUGGAUGCUGAUGCUAGAAUUCCUGAUGUUUUAUUUAUUUUUUCACAUUUUAAUAUAUCAUUGUUGACAGCUGCU